Messenger RNA from Punica granatum (pomegranate), 818 nucleotides. The record is from RefSeq and is a predicted model, not a curated record. Lineage: Eukaryota; Viridiplantae; Streptophyta; Magnoliopsida; Myrtales; Lythraceae.
AUGCUGGGGGGAGCAGAGACCGUCAGUUCCGGGAAGACUCGUGCAGAGAACAAACACCAGCAGAGAACAGCAGACGGCGGACCGACUAUACCUGAUGGAGCUGCCAAAGGCUUUGUCUUCGGAAGCGUUGCUGAUGCUCAGGGAAGCCGCAACUCCCGAGACAUAGCGAAUAAGCUCUGCGAUGAUGUCUUCGUCUGGUUCACCCAUUCGAAAGAGCCGCUUUACAUUGAGGAUUUGGAUGAAAAGUUGGAUCAAGGCCUGCUGUCGCUCAAUACUGAAGCCGACGACGGCAGCAUUGGAGAGGUAGCGGAGAAAUUAAUGAUCUUGCACGAAGAAUGCAGCGAAGGAAAUUACAGCUCCAUCGAGAAGUUGAGGGAGGCGUGUGCUCACAGGAUGGUUCAUUCUCAUGUCAAACAGGCUCCCGAGCGAUCCUCGAAGGAAUGGUGGUGGACUCGACUGUUGAGCAGCUGAUCGAUAAGGAGAUCAACUCCAAAUUUGGGCAGAAAGAAGUAACCUUUUAAAGAUACUUGGGCUUAGAUCUCCAACAAGAAAGCAGUUUCGAUUACUCGACAAUACGGCUUGCUCCAUCACAAACCUGUUCCUUUCAUGAAUCAUAUGCAUUUUUUUUCCUUUCUUGCUUAGCUAAUAUUCAUGUUUGGUGAAGCUGUGUAAAUCUCGCGUGCAUUUUUGGCCAGUGUUCCCAAUAUAUGUUUGUAUAAGUUUGCAUCCGGAUAGAUCAAAUAGUUUGCAUUCCGUUGCACCGACGUUAAAUGAAACCUUUGAGCUGAUUAUUCUUCUAAAUUCGAGUUGCUUUGUCA